ACGCAGUUGUCCCGCGGGCGAUGGGCCUUUGCCUUUGCCCUCGUCACCUCCCUCUUCUUCACAUGGGGAUUUGCGUACGGUCUUCUUGAUGUCCUCAACUCCCACUUCCAGACCGUCUUCGGUAUCACCAAGCUCCAGAGUACAAUGCUGCAGCUGGCGUACUUUGGUGCUUACCUCGUCUGGGCACCGUUUGCCGGUAUCUUCAUGCGGCGCAACGGCUACAAGAAAGGAAUUCACUUGGGCUUAGGACUCUAUUCCCUCGGCGCCAUCUUCUUCUGGCCCUCUGCCAAGUUCGAAAAGUACGGCGGCUUCGUCGGGUGCACCUUCGUCAUCGGCUGUGGACUCGCGACGCUCGAGGUCGCCGCCAACUCGUACAUCGCCGUGCUCGGCACGCCCAAGUACGCCGCCGCGCGCCUCAACUUCAGCCAGGGCUUCCAGGGCGUCGCGUCCUUCGCAGGCCCGCUCAUCGCCAGCAGGUGGUUCUUCCAGGGCAAAAACGCCACGACCUUAGAUACCGUGCAAUGGGUUUAUCUCGCCGUCGCUGGUCUCGGAGUGGUGCUCAACAUCCUCUUCUACUUCUGCGACCUGCCGGAGAUCACAGAGGACGCGCUCGAGGAGGAAAUGCACACAGUGGGCAUUGAGAAAGCGCAGGAGCCGUUCUUGAAGCAGUACCGCUGCAUCUUCGGCUGGGUCGCGCAGACCUGCUAUGUCGGGGCACAAGUCGGCGUCGCCUCCUUCGUGGUCAACUUCCUCGUCGACCAGGGCGUCGGCAUCUCGCAGUCGCGCGCCUCGACGCUCUUCUCGCUCUGCCAGAUCACGUUCACGAUCGGACGCUUCGUCGGCGUCGCGAUCCUCAACUUCAUCGACCCUGCACUGCUGCUCAGCUUCUACGGCCUGUGCUGCGCGGCGUUCUCCAUCGGCGUGUCGCAGGCGCACGGGUACGGCGGCGUCGCGUGCCUGUUCUGCCUGUUCUUCUUCGAGAGCAUAUGCUACCCGUGUAUAUUCACCAUCGGCACGAAGAACCUCGGCGUCCACACAAAACGCGGGUCCGGCCUGAUCGUCAUGGGCGUCGGAGGCGGUGCAUGGUACCCCUCGGCGCAGGGCGGGCUCGCCGACGCGGUCAACACGCGCACGUCGUACCUCGUUCCCAUGACCGGUUACAUCGUCAUGACCAUCUACGCGCUGUGA
Messenger RNA from Gloeophyllum trabeum ATCC 11539, 1188 nucleotides. RefSeq lists its product as uncharacterized. Gene Ontology annotation, biological process: transmembrane transport. The transcript is spliced from 11 exons. Lineage: Eukaryota; Fungi; Basidiomycota; Agaricomycetes; Gloeophyllales; Gloeophyllaceae. The annotation marks the transcript as partial. The record is from RefSeq and is a predicted model, not a curated record. Gene Ontology annotation, molecular function: transmembrane transporter activity.